Penicillium nucicola is the source of this 3123-nucleotide messenger RNA. Its product is annotated as nucleoporin Nup84/Nup107 family protein. Gene Ontology annotation, molecular function: structural constituent of nuclear pore. Bases 1 to 3123 code for a protein of 1040 amino acids. NCBI's taxonomy places the organism in Eukaryota, Fungi, Ascomycota, Eurotiomycetes, Eurotiales, Aspergillaceae. Gene Ontology annotation, biological process: mRNA export from nucleus; post-transcriptional tethering of RNA polymerase II gene DNA at nuclear periphery; regulation of DNA-templated transcription. The record is from RefSeq and is a predicted model, not a curated record. Gene Ontology annotation, cellular component: nuclear pore outer ring; nuclear pore. The transcript is spliced from 5 exons.
AUGGCGCCCUUAACUCGUUCAGCUCGAACUGCUUCGUCCGGGAGUAACCUGUUCUCACAGGCAUUGCCGCCUCCUAGGCAAAAUGAGAUCAUGAGCGUGGAGGAGCAAGAAGAUCAGAGUGAAUCCUAUGAUGAAAACGAUGGAUUGGAAGAUAAAGAAGCGACAUCUGAAGACCAAGAUGCAGAUAUGGACGAAGAAAUGGAGAGCGUGAAUGACGAAGAAUCGGAGACCGGCUCUGAGGAGUCGGAGCCAGAGCCUGCGCUGCAGUCCGUUUACGAAAUCCCGGGCAAGGGACAAGAUGCCCCACUGUUCACAGCCGCGGGCGCCCAGGAAGCACUGCAUCCCCUUCGCCGAACCGCCGACCGCGUCACUCGUCAAAUUGAAGCAUUCGCCGAUAAGCUCGAUCAGUUCAAGCGCAAAAAUACGACCGAUGAGUUCCAGAAUGUCCAGGCAGCUUACAAGCUCGUGGAGAGCUACCGUGACCUUGCGAAAAACGCCAUCAAAGAAAUCCAAACACAACAAACCGCCAAUCGACACCGGGCGAGCUAUCGCGCAAGUGAUGUGAAAUCACUAGAGCAAAUUCAACGAUUGCAACUCGAGGUUGAUACCUGGCGUCUUUUGCUCAACCUGAUCAGCAUCGAUGAUCCCGCCAGUCGCGCUAGCUUCAAGGAAGGCCGCCAGACAGCUUUCCAGAAUCUUCACCGCUACUCAUCUGAUCGCGAAGUUUGGGAGGAGUUCUUGAACGCCGAUCAAUAUGGUCUCGAAUGCGUUGUUGCCAUGCGAUGGCUAGAGGAGACCUCCAAGACCAGCACACAGGAUUUCGACGAUUUGAUCGCGGAAAUGGAAGCGCGCUCGGAACGCGGCCAGGGACUAUGGUCACACGGUUGGCUUUACACAAAGGAGGCGAUCAAGGGUCAUAAGCGACUGCGCGCAUGGCCACAGCCUCUUGAAUCGACUGACCCUGGUAUCUCCCGCUCCCUUUUGAGUACCGAUGAACAAAAGCCACUGGUUACGCAACUCGACCCCGAUGCUCUUACUCGACAGAAACGCGGCUUGGAAACCCAGGAUGAGAUCUACGAACGUGCCACCUGGCUGACUUGCUGGAAGAUGCUGAGACAAGGCGAAAACUGGACAAAGAUUCGUGAGUGGGCAGAGGGCCGUCUAGAAGGAUGGAGGGCUGUCAGCUUGUGCGGUUCUAGCGUGGAUGACAAUGCUCCCAAGACGACUCGAUUCCCAACCAAUGAUAGUCAUACGCGACUGAUGAACAGUCGGGCAAAUGAUUCAUGGCGCGCCGCUUGCGCAGCCCUAACACGCAGUUCUAACACCGAUGACUUCCAGCGAGCAGUCUACUCACUGCUCUCUGGCGAGACUGAUGCUGCGUCCAAUGUCUGCCGCAGCUGGGACGACCAUCUUUACGUGUACUUCAACAGCGUUGUGCUUCGACGGUACCGGGGAUUCUGCACACAGUUCCAGCGCAAACUCAGUCUCUCGCCUAGAACCACUGUAGUGUUCACACCUGAAGCCCCUGGUCAUGCUGAUCUCCAGAAGUUCUUUGCCUACCUCAGAGGUGUUGAACGGGUCAGCGGCGAAGCACGGAAUCCAUUCCGCAACAUCCAAGCCGCCAUUCUCAGCAAGGGCUACGACUCUUUCUUCCCGGCCCUUGCCCAAGCUGUCUCCCAGCUUAGCGCUGCCAACUACGGCAAGGCAUCCGUUGUUCCAGAGCUUGCGCAUAGCCCUGUGGAUGAAUCAUUCCUUAUUGCUGCCGAUGAUGAGGAGGCUGUCAAGAUUGCUACGCAUACCUACAUUGUGGCUAGCUCGAUGGCCUAUGCUCGUGCAGACACCCAUUUCUUCGAGCAGGCUUCAGUGAUCAUUGCUGGAUACAUAGCCAUCCUGGAAGAAAAGUGCCUCUUCGACCUCAUUCCGCUUUAUGUGUCUCUUCUUCCCACUGAGAUGGCAAACAAGGUCUUCUCUAAGAUUCUUAUCGAGAUUAUCGACCCCGAAGAGAAACAGCAGCAAAUCAGACUCAUGCGGAGAUAUGGAAUCGACGUCGAGGCCGUUCUUGAGGUUCAAUGGGAGUGGUUGAGUGCCAACGUUCCCACAAUCGAUCACUCCAGAGAUGUAACAGGAUAUUCAAGAGUGGUCCGACGACCAGAUGGUGUUCGGGCACUUGUUUCACCUAAGACUGAUUUGAUCGGAACUUCUGUCGCCGAUGAAGAUGAGAAAAUGAUUCGCUGUCUGGAAUGGUUCCGUGCCGUUGACGGUCAAUGGGGCAAGAUUUGUGAGCUUGGCUCUUGGCUAUAUCGCAAGUUCUUUGUUGCCGACAAGCUUGCCGCUGCUCGUGAGCUGAGUCUUCGUAUGCGGUUGUCAGAUAUCUCAAUUGAGAAGUUCGGCUCCGAUAUCAUUUCGAUUCCCCCGCAAGAGAACGCCAUUGAAAUGUCCGCGCCAACCAGCCCAUCUAAGAAGAGAAACAGUCUGAGCAGUCUUCACCGACGCAGCAUCUCCAAUUCCAGCAACUUUGGACUGGUGGCAGCAUGGUACCAGUGUCAGAGAAUGUCCGAUCUGGAAGUCUUGACCCUCGGAUUCGAUACUGUGGAACAGUUUGCUCAGAUUCACGAGCAAAUUUCCAAGACCAAACGCCGACGUGACUCGGGUGCUGUUAAAGACAUGACCGAAGACAUGCAUGAGUGUGUUGGAGCCAUGGAAGAGUAUCUGGGGGCAGUAGUCAACGACGACUGGCUCGUCACAUCUACUGAUGCCGACGAAGAAAAAGACUACGAACAGAUCCGAACCACCUACCUCCCAGAACUUGUCCUUGACUACCACAACGCCAUGCACUACGCCAGCCACUGCCUUGGUAGACACGAACUCCUGACCCAGUGCAUGAUUGUAUCACUGUGGGUCGCCAACUUCAAGCACUUGACCGAGGCCUUCACCAAGUCCCGGCGCAUGGCCGAGCUCGUCGAUGCACUGGCAUUGUCUAGUAAGGCACUGGUCAACCGGAACCUCGAAUUCCAGCUGUCCAACAAAGACAAGGAUACCCACUUCGAGAAAGGCCAGGAAUUGAAGAUCUGGGAUAUCGAGAUCCCCAAGAAAGAAGGUGAAACCCGGCUUCACGAUCUGUAG